Messenger RNA from Ruditapes philippinarum (Manila clam), 1784 nucleotides. RefSeq lists its product as uncharacterized. NCBI's taxonomy places the organism in Eukaryota, Metazoa, Mollusca, Bivalvia, Venerida, Veneridae. The record is from RefSeq and is a predicted model, not a curated record. The transcript has 11 exons. The coding region runs from base 1 to 1428 and encodes 475 amino acids.
AUGCUCACAGAAUUUUCCGGAGCUGUCAAUCUUAACCCUCUUCAAAUAUCUUAUGAAAAGGUGAAACCAGUCCAAAAAACAGAAUCACUUGGUAGUAUCUCCAGUCAAUGGACAGCAUUUGGAGUGGAACAGCAAAUGAUAUACAGUGCAACAUAUUCGGGAACAACAAUAACUUUUGACAUCAGGAUCUUUCCAAAUGAUGAUACAGUAACCGCCGCUGCUAUAGCAAAUCCUACGACCGGGGUAAUCGACACAGGAACAUCUACAAAUGCUUGCAAAUACAUUGCCUCUUCAAGCCCGGUGCCGCUGAUGUCGGGAACUCAUUUAGAAGAUAACUAUGUAGAGUUUGGGGUGGUCAUUGAUUUCACAGUAUUAUCGUCGGUAAAGUUUGAAAGCGUUGGUAAUGAAAACCUUGGAUGUACUUUCUCGACUGUUGACUUAGGAACUAGACAGUUUAGUUUUUACGUCCGUGGUCUGGCAUCACUUACUGCUACAACACCGACUGAUAGAGAGUACCUUGUAAAAGCAACUGGGUCCUCGUCUACCGGGGUGUCAGAACCAGGAGAUACAAAUUUUCAAGGUCCAUCAACAUCGCUUCAAACUGCUGCUACAACAACAACAUACACCUUUGCUAUGACGGCUGUAGACAGUCCAGCACAAUCAGACAAAACGACUCUUGAUCUCGGUGAAACAGCCCAACUUAAAUUCACCAUGACUGUAAAUCCAUAUGAAUCCAAAAUGGAUUUCGCUGGUGCACGUAUUACCAACUGCGUUGUUGACAAAGUCCCAGGGUUCAAUUCACCAGCAAUAACAUUUAUUGGUGCCAGUGGGUGUUUCAUCAAUGUAGAUAUAUUUGACAACGUGCACAUAAAUGUAGGUUUUGUCAAAGAUGGAGCAUCAACAGUGGUUGGUACUACAAAGACUUAUAUUGCAUACUCACCUAAAUUCGAGAUGUCUGCAUUUACCAAGAAUCCUAUCAAUGUUGCUAAUGCCUUGUAUUUUAAAUGUGACAUCACACUUUGUUUAGAUGAUGACGCAGUAACCGCUGGGCAGUGUGGAGCCGCACAUUGUGAUCCCACCAGAAGAAAGAGAGAUGUAAAUGAAAGAUCCGACAUGUCCGUGACUGCUUCAGUCAACAUUACUUCUCACGGUGCUGAGACAGGAUGUAACAAAUGUUCAGAAACAACAACCUUCAAGUUAUCCCUCAGUGUUCUUGGUACAACAACAGCUAUAGUUUUUGGUCUUAUGGUACUGUCUUUUACCAGUACCAGACACGCAGCAAUAUCGUUGUCACAGAAACAUCGAAAAUCGAAGACCGGAAGCUCCUACUGUAAAGAUUCAAGUGUGUCUCUGUCUCCUUCUUCGAUAACAGGAAGUGAUGUCAAAAGUAAUGGAAACAGCCUGCCAAGAAAACCACGUACUUCGUAAUUGCAUAUAUUAACAUAACUGCAAAUCAACGUUUAAAUGAGAAAUAGCCAUACAGACUUUAUGGAACUAAAAUAAUAUGCCUUUAAAAUGGUCUUUAGAUAGUCCUUACAUGCAAAUCCGACUUUAAUAUUUCCGGGUUUACAAUUAAACCAUACUUAGUGCGCUGUAUUUUGCACGCUCAGUCGCAUAAUCCAAUUUAAACUUCUUUUAUUUGAUAGUACAUGUAGUUAAAAGCAUAUUUCUUUUUCAUUUAUUGGAUAAUAAAAGGAUAUAUAUUGUAAAUGGAUAGUUUUCAAUUUAAAUUUUAAUCUAUGAUAUGUGUAGUUGCAAAUAAUAUAAAAAUCAUUUUCAAAUAG